AUGGUUAUAUUAUGCGGAAGCAAUGUCUAAUUGUGGACAUGCUAAUGCGAGAUGUUUUUUGUGUUACUGGUAAGCAUACGAAUUUGGAACCAUGUCAGAAUAUGAUGUUUCGGAAAUGGAAGUAGAAGAUCAGAGUGAGGAUGGUGAAAUAACGAAGAGUCCACAUAAGCAAUCACCGAUGCAACUUUCAAAAGAUGAUACAGCAUUCAGUAUGUCAGAGGAAGAGGAAGAUGCAGAUGAUACGGCAGAUUCACUGGACAUAAAACCUCCCCAAGCAUCUGUUAUACAUCACCACAAGACUAAUUCAUCUCGCAGUAGUAGCAAUAAGCGAGAUAAACAUUCAGAUAGGGACAGUGGCAGACGUGAGCAUAUACAUGGGAAACCAGAUUCAUCUCAUAGAAAAAGCCACCAUCGAACUCGAGAACAUAGAGAGCACAGAGAAGAACGAUUAAGGGAGAAAAGACAUCAUCGGGAGCGGCGUGAAGCAGCUGCUGCAGCAGCCAGGGAGAAUAAACGUGAGAGGGAACGUGAACGAGAUCGUGAACGUGAUGUUAUAAAUAGCAGUGGAAGUGGUCGUGAGCGUGAUUCUAGAGGAAUAUCAGAUGCUGGUGGGAGAAGCAGAAGUAAGGACAAAAUGUCAAAUGAGCGUGGCGAACGUGUGUUGGAAGAUCUGAGGGAGCGCCUGCUCGACAAACGACGGAAUGAGGGACGAAGUGGAGGUGGUGGUGGUGGUGGUGGUAUUGGUGACACAGAAAGAGGCAAUAGUGCUGGAGUUGCUGGUGGUGGCAGUGCUAGUGGUGGAGGAACAGACCGCAGAGUAAAAGUAGAACGAAGAGAAAGAGACAGAGAACGUGAUCGUGAAAGAAGAGUAGUAGAAGAAGACAUCAUUACGGUUACUGCACCAAGAGAGUCAUCUCGUGAGAAAGCUGAGCGUUUAGAGAAGGAGAUGAGAAGGGAACGUCUUCUAGAAGCAGAAUCAAACCAACUGGACGACAGUGGCGAUGAAUGGAAGUUCAAAUAUGGAAGUCCUUACAGGGAAAUGGUGCGUCAGAAAGAGGUGUACCGACGUGAGUUGGAAGCAAGACGUGAACGUCGGCACCUUGAAAAGGAGAAAGAACGUACACUCAGGGAAAUUGCUAAGAAAAGAGAACGCAGUCGCAGCAGAGAGAGGAAGAAACGUAGAAUAGAAGAGGAAAGUGAUCCAAACAAGAGUAGUACAGAAAGAAAUGCAGAGGGUCAAGAGAAUGUUGAUGAUGCCAUCAAUGUUGUGACAGUGUCAGAUGACUCAGAAGAGGAACUCCAUGCUGGAGAAGAGGCAAAACAACAGUCUGGAGGUGGGGGUGUAGAUACUAGAGACAGUCAAAGUCCAGCUGAAGAAGAGGAGGAAGCUUCCAGUGAGGCAGAAGAGGAAGAAGAGGAAGAAGAAGAAGAGGAGGAGGAAGACAGUGACAGUAGCACAGAGUCUGAGGAAGAUGAUGCUGUUGAUACUGAUUCUGGCGGCCAUCACACAGAUGAUGAAACUGGUUACAAUAGCCAGAACCAUUCACCUACUUCAGUGAAAGAACAUACAGGAUCAGAUGGCAGUGGAGAUGAAAGCAAGAAACUAGCUUCCACCACAAAGCCAAUAGAUAAAUGCUCAGAUGAUGACGAGGAGGAGGAGAAUGGAAUUCCAUUCAUCAAUGAUGAGUCUCCAAAGUCAGAUAUUGUGUUGAAAGAGGAACUUCCACCAUAUCUACCAGCUAUCCAGGGAUGCAGAAGUGUGGAAGAGUUUCAGUGUCUUAAUAGGAUUGAAGAAGGUACAUAUGGUGUAGUAUAUCGAGCCAGAGAUAAGCGCACAGAAGAAGUUGUUGCUCUUAAAAGAUUAAAGAUGGAGAAGGAAAAAGAAGGUUUUCCAAUCACAUCAUUGCGAGAAAUCAACACACUACUGAAGGCUCAGCACCCAAACAUUGUUACUGUAAGGGAAAUUGUUGUGGGCAGUAACAUGGACAAGAUCUUCAUUGUUAUGGAUUAUGUUGAGCAUGAUCUGAAGUCACUUAUGGAAACAAUGAAGCAGAAGAAGCAGGUCUUCAUCCCAGGAGAAGUGAAAUGUCUCAUGCAACAACUUCUUCGAGCUGUGGCACAUCUCCAUGACAACUGGAUUCUGCAUAGAGAUCUAAAAACAUCCAACUUAUUGUUGAGCCAUAAAGGCAUUCUAAAAGUAGGAGACUUUGGACUGGCAAGAGAGUAUGGAUCUCCACUGAAACCAUAUACCCCUAUAGUGGUGACACUCUGGUACCGUGCACCAGAAUUAUUGCUCUGCACUAAGGAAUAUUCUACUCCAGUUGACAUGUGGUCUGUUGGAUGCAUCUUUGGUGAAUUUCUUUCCAUGGAAGCUUUAUUUCCAGGAAAAUCUGAAGUGGACCAACUUAACCGAGUAUUUAAGGAUCUGGGGACUCCAAAUGAAAAGAUUUGGCCUGGUUACAGUAAACUACCAGCUGUUCAGAAAAUGACAUUCACGGAGUACCCUGUAAGCCAGUUACGAUCUCGGUUUGGAACCAUGAUUACCGAUGUUGGUAUGGAUCUCAUGAACAGGUUCCUUACAUAUGACCCUGCUCAGCGUAUAACUGCAGAGGAUGCUCUGAAACAUGACUACUUCAAUGAAGCUCCUCUACCCAUUGACCCAGCAAUGUUCCCAACUUGGCCAGCCAAGAGUGAAUUGGGUCACAGGAAAGCUGCAGCUGCUAGCCCUAAACCUCCACCUGGUGGACAUGAAUACAAACAGCUGGGUGAUACAGAUGAAGAUGUUCCUGCAGGAGGGUUUCAUAUGGGUCUUCUGGAGAAGGGACGAUCUACAAGUGGUCCCGGUUUCAGUCUGAAGUUUUGACCUGAUGUGCUGGUUCAUAUAUAAUGUUGGUAAAUAUCGAAUAAGUGAACUCUUUUACCAUUGUGUUGUAUAUUACAUAAGAAUUUAAAUCCAUAUUGAAUUGGUUAUUCAGUGCCUAUAAUUUUUGCAUGCAUACUAUGCUGAGAGAACAUGUCAUUUAGAGGUGUCAUCACCCAGUGCAGUCCAGUGAUAAUGUGCAGUGUGAGUUGCAACAUCAAGUUCCACCUUUGAAUCUUCUUAGCAUCAAAAGGCAAAAAACUUUUUUAUGUGUUUGCAGAAAUAUGUUGAAAUAUAGCAAAGACCAGAAUUAUAAUAAUUUAAAUUUUAUUUCUAUAUAUAAAUAAUAUGGCAUCUGCUUCUUGUAAUAAUUAUAAUACCAAGUAUGACAGUGGCCAAUACAAAAUUCGCGAAUAGACAUCAUUUGUAAUUUUUUUCUACAGGGAUAAUAAAACAAUUUGGGGGGGUUACUUUAUUCUUUAGUAGAAUUUAAUUGGUUUGUACACAUCCCCUAUUUGUAGUAUCACAUAUCCAUGAUGAUUGUUGUAUCAUAAUCUGUCAGUCAUGGACCUCUUGCACCUGGCCGCUGGGACUGUGGGUUCGAGUCCCGCUCAAGGCAUGGAUGUUUGUCUGCGUCCUUUCUCUUCCAGUCUGUUGGAUAAAGACUGGCCACGGAAGACAAGGAAAAACCACUGUGGUACCUUCGCAAGGAAAAGCCCCGUAAUGGGGCUGCCAACCAAUCCUAGGAUUGAUAACUAAAAAAAAUCUGUCACUGACUUAAGCCAAAAAGAAAAUAAACUUUUUUAUUCUUCAGUUA
Messenger RNA from Zootermopsis nevadensis, 3677 nucleotides. It is a transcript of the gene Pitslre, whose product is annotated as cyclin dependent kinase 11B pitslre. The record is from RefSeq and is a predicted model, not a curated record. Gene Ontology annotation, molecular function: ATP binding; protein serine/threonine kinase activity. NCBI's taxonomy places the organism in Eukaryota, Metazoa, Arthropoda, Insecta, Blattodea, Termopsidae. Gene Ontology annotation, biological process: regulation of mitotic cell cycle; protein phosphorylation. Gene Ontology annotation, cellular component: nucleus.